Camellia sinensis is the source of this 4743-nucleotide messenger RNA. RefSeq lists its product as uncharacterized. Lineage: Eukaryota; Viridiplantae; Streptophyta; Magnoliopsida; Ericales; Theaceae. The record is from RefSeq and is a predicted model, not a curated record.
GUCUAGAUGGAUAAAUCUUGGGUGUAUCUUUCAAGGUUUUUUUUCUCAAACACAAUAACUUUUAAGCUUUUAUAUGGUCAUUUUAUUGGAAUAAUAAAUUUUGAUGUAAAAUUAUCAGAGUGUCGAAGGAUUAUCUAGAUGGAGCACGCAAAUUUGUAGAUAUAGCUAAGGCGAAUGUAGGGAAUCAAGAAAUGAUCAUUUGCCCUUGUAGAAAUUGUCGAAAUCUAUCUCACCAAUUUUGCGAGAUUGUGUACGAGCACUUGGUCAUGGAAGGGAUGGAUCCUAAAUAUGCUUCUUGGUUCCUUCACGAGGAACAACUAAUUGCAUCGUCACAUCAAGAAGAUGUUGAAAUUUCAGAUACAUAUAAGAUGUUCAGAGACGUGCAUGUAAAAGAUGAUGAUUUUGGAGAGUCCAUAAGUAAAAGUAAAGAAAGAGAGAAUUAACACAAUCAUUAGAAGAUGUUGAAACUCCUUUAUAUCUAGGGUGUACAAAGUACACUAAAUUCUCAGCAAUUGUUGCUUUAUACAAGCAUAAAGCUGCACAUGAUCAUUCUGAUGAAAGCUUUGAUGAACUUCUUCGAAUAGUGUCUGAUAUGCUACCAGAAGAUAACACGCUUGUCAAAUCUGUAUAUUCAGCAAAAAAGAUGCCCAAAGCCUUUGAUCUAGGAUAUAAGAAAAUCCAUGCUUGUGUGAAUGAUUGCUGUUUGUUUAGAAAAGAUUUAAACCCUAAGGAGACAUGUUCGAAAUGCAACUGUUCACGUUGGAAAGUAGAUAAACGCACUAAGAAGAUUAAAAAGGGGGUUCCUGCGAAGGUGUUGCGAUAUUUUUCAAUAAUACCAAGAUUUAAAAGGAUGUUCAAGUCACAAGAGAGGGCAGACAACCAGUUGACUCAUUGGCAUGGGAAUCAAUUGAUCGAAAGUGACCUUCUUUUGCAUCAGAUCUACGAAAUCUUAGACUUGGUCUUUCAGCAGAUAGGUUUAAUCCUUUUGCCAAUCUUAGCUCAAAGUAUAGUUGCUGGCCAGUGAUGUUAGUUACAUAUAACCUCCCCCAUGGUUAUGCAGGGCAAAGGAAAAUAUCAUGUUGACAUUACUAAUUCCAGGGCCAAAGUAACCAGGCAACAACAUAGAUGUUUAUCUAGAGCCGCUUGUAGAAGACCUGUUGCUUGUUCAAUAUGUAGCACUGACAUAUGUUCACAAUGGUUGAGUAAUAGUAAAAAGACUGUGUACAUGGGCCACAGGCGAUUUCUUGCACCCGACCAUCCAUUUCGGAUGAAAAGAAGUUGGUUUGAUGGAAAGCAAGAACUUCGAGGGAAGCCUAAACCAUUAAAUGGAUCUGAUGUUUUCGGUGUAGUUAAAGACAUUGAAAAUAAUUCGGGAAAAGCAACAAAGGAGAGAAAAAGGAAAAAGUCCCAGAUCAGCAAAGAAAAAGAGCCAGUUUGCAUUCAACCAUAGAAGAAGAAGUCCAUAUUUUUCAAUUUACCAUAUUUGGAUGCAUUACUUUUGUGUCAUAACUUGGAUGUAAUGCACAUUGAGGAAAACGUUUGCGAAAGUAUCAUUGGCGCACUAUUGAAUGUGAAGGGGAAAUCAAAGGAUGGCCUUAAAGCUCAUAAAGAUUUGGAAGAAAUGGGCAUUAGACACAAAUUGCCUGCGGAGGACAGGGGGACUCAUUUUUAUUUUCCACCGGCAUCACAUACACUUCAAAAGUCGAGAAGCAGAUCUUUUGUUCUAGGUUACGUGAUUUAAAGUUGCCUGAUGAUUAUAGCUCCAAUAUUACUAAUUGUGUUUUAUUAGAAGAAUGCAAGCUGAUAGGCCUCAAGUCACAUGAUUGUCACGUCUUGAUGCAACAGUUGUUGUCAGUAGUAUUGAGAGGACUUUUACCAGAGGGACCAAGGAAUGCAAUAUUCUGAUUGUGUACUUUUUUCAAUCAAAUAUGUGAGAGUGAUUGAUAGGAAUAAAUUAGAACUACUCGAAGAAGAUGUUGCUGAGACUUUAUGUAUGUUGGAAAGGUUCUUCCCUCCAUUUUUUGACAUUAUGGUUCACUUGACAAUCCAUCUAGGAUGAGAAGCUCACAUAUGUGGGCCGGUGCAAUUUCGUUGGAUGUACUCAUUUGAAAGAUAUAUGAAGAUACUUAAGGGAUAUGUUAGGAAUCGUGCAAGACCUAAGGGAUGCAUAGCGGAAUGCUAUAUAGCUGAAGAGUGCAUGCAGUUUUGUAGUGGGUACAUGAAGCAAGCAGCUGAAAUAGGUGCUCGACAUAACCGCAAUAAAGAAUUUGAAAAUGAAACAAUACUAGAAGGACGUCCGAUUACUUUGGGGAAUUCAAUCAUGAUACCUGAUGAUAUGUUACAAAUUGCUCAUUGUUGUGUGUUGAUAAACAGUUCUGAAGUCCAACCAUAUUUAGAAAUGCACGCGGAGGAGCUUAAGCUUUUGGACAGACAUUUCUUAAGGGAUGCCGCGCUACUACAUUCAAGACAAAUGGACACUUUUUCUCAGUGGUUGAGAGCAAAGAUUGAAUCAUGUGGUAAUGAGGUUUUAGAUACAUUGAAAUGGCUUGCAGUUGGCCCAAGAAAGCAUGCAACGUCUUAUUUGGGCUAUAUCAUUAAUGGGCAUCGCUUUCAUACAAGUGAUGUUCAAAGGUCCACACAAAAUAGUGGUGUUUCCAUUGAAGCAGAAACUAUUUAUCGAUCUAGUAAGAAAGACAUUGCACAAGUUAUUGAAAAAAUCUAUUUCUAUGGGGCUAUCAGAGACAUAAUUUUGUUGGAUUACUACAAAUUUCAAGUUCCUCUAUUUAAAUGUGACUGGGCAACUACUGGAAACGGUGUCAAAGUUGAAGAUGGAUUUACAUUGGUCAACAUCCAACAAGGACGAAAUCCAUUUGAGAGAGAUCCAUUCAUUCUAGCAUCACAUGCAAAACAAGUGUUCUAUUUGAGGGAUAGUGAUACAUCUAGUUGGGAAGUUGUACUUAAAGAACCUUCAAGAGGCUUUCAUGAUUUGGAUAUGUAUGAUGAAGAUGCCUAUAUGCCAUCUGCACCUUUAGAUGCAUCUAGACUUGAUGCAAAUACUAAUGAUGAAGAUGAGCACUACGUGAGGAUGGAUUGUGAGGGUGUGGAAGUGUUGCAUGAUUAAAGAGAAGUAGGAACAUUUGGUUUUCAUAUAACCGAAUGCUUAUUGGGCUUGACUUGACUAGUUCUCCUUGUCAUUUUUUAUUUUAUUUUUUCCUUUCUAUAUACAUUGCUGAAGUCUAAAUUUUUCUUUGUAUCAGUUGGUAGACAGUCCACUGAACUUUAAUUGUUUGCUGGUACUACUACCCAGCUGUAUAGCUGCUCUUAGUGACCUGUGGAUGGAUUGUCUUGUGCUUAUCAUUAGUGACAUGUGGAUGUAUAAAGUUUUUCAUUGAUUUGAUAUUUUUGUUGAAAAGUUACCUAUUGUGUUCUAAUUUCUUGUUUGGUUGCAAUGACCCACAUUAGACCUUUGCCCUACAUGAACAACGCUAUUGCAUGGGGUAAUUGCUUAUAAUGGUAAUUUGUUGUUUUUUAUUUUUAUUUUUUUAUUACCGAGUUUAUUAGAGAAAUGCUAAUUGUAUUUUAUAUUAGAGAAGUACUGUAUACAGUUGCAUAUUUUAGUUCCUAUUUACCGGACUGGUGUCUUAGUAACUGCCCUGCAACUUGCACUGGUGGUCUAUCACCUGUGUGAUUUUUUAUUUAUUUUUUGUUUUUCAGUUGCUCUUUACUUAACAAUGAAAGUUUAUUAUUAUGCUUGCCAAAAAAUCUGAUUUCCCUUUGUUUUGUUGAUCUGAUUGUUAUUGUGAAUGCCUAUUUUCUUAUUAACAGUUGAAUCUUGAAAUUGUUAACUAGCAAGAUGAGUGGAGAGGUACUUUAUUUCUCAUUUAACAUAAAAUUGAAUUUAUAACCAAUUAUUGUCCACAUUAUUUCUUAUUUUUCCUUGUGUAUUGCACAUAGUUCAAAAAAAGCCGAGAAAAUAAUUAGGAAGGAGCGUGAAGCUAUAAUUGCUGCGACAACGGAUAAAAGAAGAAAUGCAUCCUUCAGAAUUUCAGAUGAGUGUUUUUCUUCUCCAUAUGUUGAAUCACAUGAUAUGGAAGGAGUUGUAGACUCCACUCAAGUACCAAAGAAGAAAACUAGGAGGGCAUCAAAGCUAAAGAUGCAUGACAAAGAAAAACAAAAGUGUGAUGAAAUGGACUUCAAUGAAAGGAAUCAGCCUGUGGGACCUGAGUCAGUUAAACUAUCGACUUUAGAAGGGAUCUUGGCACGAGAGAUGGUGCCAAUAACCACAAAGAGAUGGCCUGAUAUUCCAUAAGAGGUUAAAGACAAGCUAUGGGCUUGUGUGAAGGUAACAUGAGAGGGUAAUUUAUAUGAAAAUUGGGCUGAGCUGGGUGAUGGGCCGGCCCAAGAGAGGUGUAAAGUUACUCCGGCCCAAGAGAGGUGUAAAGUUACUCCGGUCCCAAGGAGGUUAGCUCGGUCACCAUACUAAAACUUAUACCGGUUAUAACGCAGUAUGGUUAGCUUGGUCUAAACCAUGCUAAAAGUUAGCUCGGUUUAGACUUACCACAGUUUGUACAAGAGGAACUGAGGUAAGGGCAGUAAAAGGGCGAGCCGAACUAAGGAUAGUUCAGUCUGUUCUACGGCUAAGCAUAGCCAUGCGUACCUCGGCCACAUUGGAGUCCAACCAUGGUAAAACCAUCUUACUUGGUUUAAACAGUGAGGGGGGUGUUGAAGGAUAGGCAUUAUCUU